Molecule: messenger RNA, 1689 nt
Organism: Rotaria sordida
Lineage: Eukaryota; Metazoa; Rotifera; Eurotatoria; Philodinida; Philodinidae
Source: the annotation of a GenBank genome assembly
AUGGCUUCAGGUUGUCAAAGUUUCUUCUUUCUAUUACUCUUUUUUCAAUGCACAUGGUUUAUUAUACCAUCUGAAUUUUUUUCUCCUUUAACUGCAUUCGGCCAAUAUGCUGAACCCUCAUUCAUUGCUGCGAAACAAAAGAAUUCGAAGAUCGCACAAGAAUAUUCAGAGCAAAGGCUUCAAAUCAGCAUCAAUGGCUUACCGAAAUGUUCAUAUCAACAAAAUCAAUGUCGUCGGAUUGGUAUUAUUGGAGGAGGUGCCGCUGGUUUGUAUUGUGGCAUUCUUCUGGCCGAAGCAGGUCAUACAGUGACAAUUUUUGAGGCGACUGAUCGAGCUGGUGGUCGGAUUCUAACUUAUCGAGAUCCAAAAAAUCCAACGAAAUAUAUGGGUGAAUUUGGUGCAAUGCGUUUUCCUCUCAGUCGUCAUCCUUAUUUAAAUCAACUGAUUCGAGAACGAUACAAAUUGAAUAUUACUGAAUUUUCUAGUCCUGAUGACAAUGCAUAUACAUAUAUUAAUGGAAUUUUGACUAGAAACAAGCAAGCACGUGAAAAUCCAGAUAUAUUUCAAUUUAAUACCAGUGCCAGUGAACGAGGCAAGACUCCCAAUCGCUUGUUCUCAGAUGCUCUUCAGACUAUUCACCAAACAUUCUUUAACGGAGGUUGGUCAGCAGUUGUAAAGCAAUGGGAUUCAUACUCAAUGGAUUCAUAUUUGCAUCAUAUGAAUUUGUCACGUGCAGCUAUUGACUAUAUAGCCAUUUCUCGCGGUAGUGAGGGGUUUCUUUUUACAUCUAUUGUGGAAUCCGUGCGCAGUAUCAAUCUUCCCGCUAGUGAUGAUAAGUUGUAUCAAAUUCGGGACGGCAACGAUCAAUUAGUACGAUCAAUGGUUGAUGAUUGUCGAGCAAUACAGUCAAAUCGCUGUUCGAUUCUCUAUUCGACUCCUAUCAAUCAAGUACAAUUGUUAGCAUCGAAUGAGAUUCAAUUGAGAACGAACAAUGGUACGAAUCAAAUCUUUGAUACAGUAGUUGUAGCAACAUCACCAACUGUCGCUCAAUUGUUCGAGUUUGAACCUCGCAGAGAUUUUAUUCAGAAAUAUUUGGCUUUACGACAAGUACACUACAUUUGUUCGUCGAAAAUUCUUCUUUUCUUUAAUGUGUCGUGGUGGUAUGUUCAAGAACAUAUCAGUGGAGGUUCAUCAACCAGCGAUUUACCUAUUCGUUCUAUUUAUUAUCCAAAAACGACGAGUAAUCAAACAGAUGGUGGUACUCUUCUUGCUUCAUACACAUUAGGACCGAAUUCGAUAAUAUGGCAAUCUCUAUCUGACUCUGAUGCAAUCGAAUUAGUAUUACAACAAUUGAUACAAAUUCACAGAAAUUCAUCCAACAUGCGUAACUAUUUUCAAGGUGGAAAAGUGAAACAUUGGUGUCAAGAUCCUCAUGUACGUGGUGCUUUUGCUUAUUUAAUUCCAUUUCAAGAGACUGAACUUGUUGACAAGUUAGAAGCAUCGGUUUCGAAUGUCCAUUUUAUUGGCGAAUAUACCAGCUUUGUUCAUGGAUGGGUCGAGGGUGCCCUUUCAUCAGCAAUACGAGUUGCUGAAGCUAUUACGAUAGAAUCUGAAAUCACUGUACCCACAAAUGGAUUGCAAAAAAUCGAACAACUUUAUGAUUUAGAAAUAAAUGGAAGUAUUUACUAA